AAAACAGCUCCUUCCUCCAAGCUACAUCCUGGCACGCAAUCCGUUGUAAUGAGAUGGGACAGUUGAAAGGACACAUUGAACAUUUAUCUGGACGCUGUCAGGUCCGAACACUUCCUGCUCUGCUGAGUGACAAAUUGAAAUUUAACACUGAAGUUCAAACAGCAGUUAACAGCACUGUGUCAGAGAAAACUGAACAAAGUGUUAGGUCUUUUCCCUCUCUCCUCUUUAGGAAAUCUUAAUGUGUGCAUUUUUGCGAUGAUUUACGUGUGUCAUGUUUUUGGCCAUGUGGUGUGGAGAUUGCAAUAUCCGUAAGCUGAUCAAUCCACAGCUAUGAACCAAAAUUUUUGGAAAAAUAUUGAAUGAUUUGACAUUCCUGUUAUCCCGGGGAUGACUUUGAAAACAUUUGGUAAGCUCCUGGCUUUUAAUUCUCAGACUCUUAGCUUAACAGAUGUUUUGGCUUACUGCCGGAGGUCAGCCAUACACACGUGUCUGUAUGUGACUGAUUGGUGGGCUGCUCGAAGCUGCUUGUUCGCUGUCCUCUUCUACGUUUGCAGUAAAAAUUUGGGUCCAAGCACCAGGAGGUGCAAAAGCGCUAUUUCUUUGGGAAUGAGAGAUGCAUUGGGCUCGUGAGUUCACUUGAUGUCAGCACCCUCGGGGGCUGGGAAGAUCUGCAAAAUUAAAACCCAAUAACAGCUGAAACCUCCAACUACCAACCACAUCUAUGAGUACCCUCAUGUCCCUGCAGAGCAUAGAAUAGCUCAUUCUACUCAUUGUUUCAGAGCUAAAAGGAAGUGACUUAUUUCCAAAAUGGAGGGUGUGGCAGUGGACAAUUUAAUAGACUUUGACCUGCCCUCAGAGGCCACAGCUCUCAGCAUUGAUGGAGGCCAACACCAAGGCCAUACAGACAUUUUCUCACCAGAGCAGGCGCCUUCUGUGGGAGUCCACCAGCAGCCCUUACUGCCAGAGCCAAUGGCGCCAACCAAGCACCCACACCACCACCACCACCGCCACCACCACGACCAAGAGGAAGGAGACAAUGACAGCGAUGCUACAGAGUCGGCAGACAGCGAAAACGACAUGGACCCUCCCUCACAUAUGUGGGAGCUGAGGAGGUCUUCGUCUUCGUCCGUGCACAGUGGAGAGGACGCUGAGGCUGAGGCGGUAGAAAGGAGGCAGUUCAUGAAGGCGUAUGUGGAGAAGGUGUUUCAUGGAAAAGAGGACUUUGACCAGGAAGAGAAGGCUCGUUUUGGAGAGCUGUGCAGUGGAGAGAACGGCAAAGGCAGGGAGUGGUUCGCCAAAUAUGUCAGCGCUCAGCGCUGCCACUCUAAAUGUGUGAGUGAAGCCACCUUCUACAGACUGGUGCAGUCCUUUGCAGUUGUAUUGUUUGAAUGCUACCAGAUGGAUGACUACAGCCCAGCCAAAAACCUCAUGACAAUGUGCUUCACAUACUACUACAUUGGGAAGUCCCCGCCAUCUCCCUCAGAGUUGCUGGAUCGUGGUGGUCCUCCAGCUGGUAUGGACUCGUACAUCAACAAGGCCAACUCCUGGCUGUCUGUGAAGAAGGAUGCUGCUGAGCGCCUUCUCAAAAACACAUCCAAGACGGACGUCAAAGGCUUCUUUGGAGGCUUAGAGAGCAAGUUGAGGAGCUCAAUGGCUCCCAAGACUGAGGAUGGGGAAAGCCCAGUUGAGACAAAACCCAAAUCACCAGUGUCUGAGGGUCCAGAGGAAAAGAAAGGAGAGAAGGUGUACCUGUACACUCACCUGAAGCAGCAACCCAUCUGGCAUACACUAAGAUUUUGGAACGCUGCGUUUUUUGAUGCUGUCCAUUGUGAGAGGAAGAAAAGAUCACCAACCACAAGGGGGACGCAGGAUGAAGAGAAAGACGAGAGGGAGAAGUGGUGUCAUAUGACCCAGGAGGAGAGGGACGACAGCUCCAAAAUCGAUGAGAACAUUGCCUUCGGCCAGCUCGGGACAUUCACUCAUAACAUGCUGGCAUUUGGGCUCAGCAAGAAGCUCUGCAAUGACUUCCUGAAGAAGCAGGCGGUCAUUGGGAACCUGAAUGAAGAACAGUACAAGUUGCUGACUGACCACAUAGAGAAAAUGGCAGCAGAGUGAUUUGGACAACAGGCUGCAUUUCAAAGUCCCUUCAUACCAGACUGACAGCACACACAUCAACUAUUUCUUUGCAACCCAAUGUCGCAGUGACCAACUCGCCGUUUGACUGUUGUUGCAUUUGUGUGAUGCACUGCUGAAAAACACAAUAACCUACUGUACUGAACUGUGCCAUAGUUGUAGCAAACCCUGUUUAUCUAACUAGGUAGUGCUCCUUUUGCACCUUGCCCUGAAUCAGCAAUAAUACAACGUCCUCAGCUGCGGCAUAUUAUAAUAUCUAUAGUAUCUCUGUGACCUGCUUGACAAAAACUAGAAGCAUAAAGUGAAACCGUCCAGUAUAAAACCUAACCAGCCUCAGUAUAGUGUCAGACUCUCUGGAUUUAUACAUUAUACACAUGUUGUGUAAAUGAUAUAUUCUUGAAGCUGUUUUGCUCUGUGUUUCCUUGGUAACCACAUUUAUUAUGAUAGUGUAACAGCAUCUGAUGAAAUAUUGUACUAAAUAUCGUCCUGCCUUGUUACAUUUAUGUCUACACACAGUUAAAACAGGACUGUUGUAUAAUAGCACAUGCCAAUAUUAACCUAUAUAUUACUUAUAGUGUUUUACUGUGCUCUUCAGGUGGUACCAUCACAAAAUCGCUUAAGUUAAUUACUGAAUACUCGUCUGUGCUCUCUGUAGUAUCUAUAUGGCAAUACAAACAUAAACUACAGCUUUGAAAGAAGAAACAUGCAGCAUAAAACCUUAUCCCUGGCAUUUAAAAUGGCAGAGAGGAUAUUCUACCCAUGCCUUCUCUUAAAGAAAUAGUUUUGAGAAAUAGCCUUUUUUUUUGCUGUCUUGCAGAGAUAGACAAUAAGAUGUAUACACUACUCUCAUGUAUGUAUGCUAACUAUGAAGCUACAGUAAGGAGACAGUUAACUUAGCUUAGCAUAAAGUAUGGAAACAGGAAGAAACUUCUAGACUGGCUCCGUCCAGAAGGUGACAAACUCCACCUGCCAGUACCUCUGUGUGAAUUACUGAGUUUUAGAGCUGCUGGUAGGCGGAAAUUUGACCUUUGGCAGGCAAACUGGUCUCCCAUGUUGCCAGUCUUUAUGCUAAGCUAACAGUGAAAUCAAUCUUCUUGUUCUCUCAAUAUCAGCAAUGUCUUCCUUCUGAUUGCUUACUCAGAGAAAAAGUAAGCCCUAUUUCAAACCCAUUUUUGCCAUUUCUACUCUGGCAUACACUUACACUUGCUGCCCUAUGCUCCAGCUGGCACAAUAGGGUAUGAAUGAGUGAUACAUUUACACUCUCUAUGUCUUUAAUUAGAACCACGAUUAACCCUUAGGAUCAUUAGAGUACCACUUAUCUAUCCAAAGUGCCUUCCAUUAAAGUUGACGGGCCCUAUCUAUCACCUGGCGCAAAGCAGCACACAUCACCGAUAACUGUCAUAGCUAGUUUCAGACCAAUGCAGUGGUCAUUUUCACAUCCAGCACCCACAUUAUGCAGGUAGCAAAUGCGCUUGCGCCCAUCUCUGCGCUGAUGGGAGUGUUGGUCUUAAAAUUAGGUUUGUUCAUUAGUUAGUUUGCGCCAUUGACCAACAAAAACCUGGUGAUUAAUGCAAGCUGCCCCUCAGCACUUCAUCACUGCUGUGCUGUGUUUUCACUUUGUGCACGAGAGGAUCAAUCCGUCUCAGCAGAAAACCGAAGUUUAAUUGGUGAAUAAAUUCCCCGUAGGUUUGUAUGUGACCCAGGUGCGGAUAAGCGGUUAAGGAAUAUGAAUGAAUUAAUGCUUUAUCAAGAGCCUUUGCCCCUUGCUCCUUACUUUGCACCCACAGUAUGCGCCAUUUAAUUGGCAAAAAUGGAGUUGGACACACCCUAAAUGCCCUUACGCCAUACACUUUAGACCAUGCGCUAAAGGUGUUUUAAAUAGGGCCCUGUGUUUAUCUUCUGAUGCUACCCUCAACUGCCCUACCAAACACUAAUGCAGAGCCUGCAAUCAUCAAGUAUCUUCCUUUUCGGUGGUGGACCUGAGUAAUAAUUUAUUUUCAUUUUUAUUAACUUGGACCAUACUCAUUAUUUUCUAGACUGCUGCAUAUGUAUCUACCUGUCUGUCUACAGGUGCAUCUCAAUAAAUUGGAAUAUCAUAGAAAAGUUUUUUUAUGUCAGUAAUUCCAUUCAAAAAGUGGAAAUAACACAUAUAGAUCAAUUACACACAGAAUGAAACAUUUCAUGUCUGAAUUUAUUUGAUUUCUUCUAAUUAUAAUGAGUAUGGCCUACAUUUAAUGAAGACCUAAAAUUCUGUGUCUUUAAAAAAAAAAAUUAAAUUACAAAAGACCAAUUUUUCAAAGUAUGUUUAAUAUGGAAAUGUUGGCCUCUGAAAAGUAUGUCCAUCUAUUUGCAGUUCUUGAUCGUGGCUAUUUGACUGGAACCACUGGAAAUGGACUUUUCCAUGAUAUUUUAAUGUAUUGAGAUGCACCUGUAUCUAGCAUGUGCUAACAGCAUCAAGCACAUGUAAAAUGUGUGACUGAACUGUGAAGUGACAUUUUCUGAUGGUAUUACUUCAUCCUACCACUGCGGGGUAGCAUUGUGUCUUCAUUCAAAGAACUUCUCAGUGAGAGAUUCCUGAAUUCAAAAAGUCUUCUUAGCUUUAAUCUCAAGGAUAUAUCAUUUGUGUUUUUAAAUGAUAAACUCUGGCUAUCUAUGGCAAGAUGAUGCACUUUCUGGCCGGUUGAAUCCCAUUUUAGAUUGAUAAUAAGUUUUAAUCCAUUGUGUCAGUGAAGUCAUUUUGUGAAUACUGUACAUAUUUCUCUGCAUGUUGUAAGAAUUGAUCACGUGUGGCUGUUUGUGAAUUGAAUUGUCUCUAAUUGUAAAUGUAUAAAUGGUAGAUAUAAUUGUGCUGUGUGACCAUUGUGUCCAUGAGGAACAUCAAUGUUAAACUGUAGUUAUGACCCUGAAGUGCCCCUAUACAUCCAACCUCUGUUUGAUGUGCUCAUUCACAGUAUUUGAGCAACAUGCAGUAUAAUCAUGCAAAUGAUACAGAAAGCCUUGGAAACCUCUGUCCAUUUACAGUUUUUAUAGUGCAACUACUUUCCAUUAUUUCCGGUGUGUCUUUGCAUGUGCUCCUCGUCCAUUUCUAAACUUUUGAAACAUCAUGCACGGUGGCUAAACAUCCUUCAUGCCCUUCAUUGUCUUUUUCCUGUUGUGACCAUGUUGCAGCUUUUGUACAUCCCUCUAUCCUUCUAUCUUGAUCCCUAUAUUGUACUUGUUAGCUCAGCAUGAGCCAUUUGCACUACAUUUAGUAUCUCUACAUUCUAAUCUUCUGUAUAAUGUUACAUUGAUGCCUUUUGUAUUUGUUGUGCAUGGCCAGUGCAUGCUCUCUCACGAGCAUAUCUGUUGUUAAAUGUUGAUGGUCUUCUGUGUCCUGGAUGAAAAGACCAUUUAAGUGUAUUGACAGUGUGUCAAUUAUCAACCAAGUGAAAAUUGUCAUUAAAGUAGUAAAUUAA
This is a messenger RNA of Centropristis striata (black sea bass), 5588 nucleotides long. RefSeq names its product KIAA0513 ortholog. The record is from RefSeq and is a predicted model, not a curated record. The coding region runs from base 808 to 2115 and encodes 435 amino acids. The transcript has 14 exons. NCBI's taxonomy places the organism in Eukaryota, Metazoa, Chordata, Actinopteri, Perciformes, Serranidae.